Xiphophorus couchianus (Monterrey platyfish) is the source of this 3787-nucleotide messenger RNA. It is a transcript of the gene adam9a, whose product is annotated as ADAM metallopeptidase domain 9a. The transcript has 24 exons. Gene Ontology annotation, molecular function: metalloendopeptidase activity. The record is from RefSeq and is a predicted model, not a curated record. NCBI's taxonomy places the organism in Eukaryota, Metazoa, Chordata, Actinopteri, Cyprinodontiformes, Poeciliidae. Gene Ontology annotation, biological process: proteolysis. The coding region runs from base 313 to 2805 and encodes 830 amino acids. Gene Ontology annotation, cellular component: plasma membrane.
CCCGUUACUUUAGAGUCCCACAGGCUCCAAGGAGAGAAAGACCCGCUGCUGACGGAGAGGAAGGACUUCAGCCCAACAGGACCGGAACCAGCCCCAAAACCCACCGAGAACUGGACCUAACGGAACCCGAACAGAACCGAGAGCCGGUUCCGUUCGGAACUUUGGGCCGGAGCUGCUGUUAUCUUCAGCGGGAACGCAGAGGAAUGGGUCUGCCGAGGAAGAAACCCUCCUGUGGGUGUUCGGAGUGAAACCGACCCGAGGGAGGAAGAGGAGCGGUGAGGAGGAAGAAUCGGUUCCGAACAGGAGGACAAGAUGAAGAUGGGAGGAAGAGGAGGAGCGGCGCUGAUGGAGCUCUGCGGGAUUCUGCUGCUGCUGACCGGAAGCUGUCACUGCGGAGACUCUCAGCAGACCGAGCAUCUGGCCUCGUACCAGCUGACUGCUCCUCGGCCAAUAGGAGACCGGCUGAGGCGGGACGCUGAGGGCAGGCCGCCCAAUCAGGUUUCCUUCAUCAUCCCAGUGGAUGGAAACGAUCUCCUCGUCCAUCUGCAGAGAAACGAGGUCCUGCUGCCUCCAGAUUUCACCGUCUUCACCUACGGCCCAAACGGAUCCCUGAUCACAUCCAGACCACCUGUCCAGAACCACUGCCAGUACCAGGGCUUCAUUCAGGACAUGGAGGGCUCUGCUGUGGCCAUGAGCGUCUGUGGCGGCCUCAGAGGAGUGAUGCAUCUCACCAACGACAGCUACGGCAUCGAGCCGCUAGACUCCGCCCCCGAGCAGCACCUGCUCUACCGCCUGCAAGAUGUGACAUCACAGCCCCGAGGAUGUGGAACACCUCACUACGGGCACGGCGACGCGACGGAGCAUGCUCAGUACGACCCGGAGGAGAUCCAGCACCGCCGGCGCAGCAGGGUAAAGAGAGCUGUUCUCCACAAGACUCACUAUGUGGAGCUGCUGCUGGUGGUUGACAACGACAGGUUUAAACACAUGAAUGGAAACGAGACGGCGGUCAGAGAGCAGAUGGUUCACCUGGCGAACCUCAUAGACGGCAUCUACAUGCAGCUGAACGUCCGGGUGGUUCUGGUCGGUCUGGACAUCUGGACCAAGCAGAACCUGAUCAACACAGAGGGCGGAGCCGGCGAGGUGCUGAGCCGCUUCACCCAGUGGAGGGAGAAGGAGCUGGUUUCCCGGCGGCGCCACGACUCGGCCCAGCUCAUUCUGAUGAAGAGCUUUGGUGUAACAGCAGGAAUGGCAUUUGUCUCCACCGUCUGCUCCAGAAGUCAUGGAGGAGGAAUCAACGCGUUCCUGAACAACAACGUCGCGGCCUUCGCCUCCAUCGUGGCUCAUGAACUCGGACACAACCUAGGGAUGAACCACGACGACGGGCGGACCUGCAGCUGUCCCGCCGCCGCUUGCAUCAUGCACUCCGGAGCCACAGGAUCCAGAAACUUCAGCAGCUGCAGCGCCGACGACUUUGAAAAGAUGAUCCUGUCGAUGGGAGGGACGUGUCUCUUGAAUGUCCCGCGGCCCGACGAGGCCUACAGCCCCCCCUACUGUGGAAACAGGCUGGUGGACGUCGGGGAGGAGUGCGACUGUGGAUCAGAGAAGGAGUGUGAGGAGGACCCCUGCUGUGAGUAUCGGACCUGUAAACUGAAGCCCGGGGCUCAGUGUGCGUCUGGAGAGUGCUGCUCCGGCUGUCAGUUCCUCCCUGGAGGAACGGUGUGCCGCUCCAAGAAGGACGAGGAGUGUGAUCUGCCGGAGUACUGCAACGGCUCCACCUCCUUCUGUCAGAGCGACGUCUUCGUCCAGAACGGGCAUCCCUGUCGCAACCAGCAGGCCUACUGCUACAACGGGAGGUGCCAGCACCUGGACGGACAGUGCCAGGCCCUGUUCGGACCCAAGGCAACGGCCGCUCCCGACAUCUGCUUCAAAGACGUUAACAGCAAAGGAGAUCGCUUCGGCAACUGUGGCUACCAGCACUACGGCUACAAGAAGUGUGAGAGCAGAAACGCUCAGUGCGGGAAGCUGCAGUGCCUGAACGUGAAGGGGGGGACGGUGUUCGGCAUCCUGCCGUCCAUCAUCACCACUCCGAUACACGGCGCCACCUGCUUCGGGGUCGACUUCAUGCUGGGAUCCGACGUUCCCGACCCGGGAAUGGUGAACGAAGGGACCAAGUGUGGAGACAACAAGGUGUGUAUGAACUUUGAGUGUCGCAGCGCGGACGUCCUGAGCUAUGACUGUGAUGUGGAGACAAAGUGCCACGGACACGGGGUGUGUAACAGCAACAGGAACUGCCACUGCGACUACGGCUGGACUUCACCAUCCUGCAAGCUGUCGGGCUAUGGCGGCAGCGUGGACAGCGGACCCACAUGGAACGAUAAGGACACGUCUCUCAGGGAUGGCCUCCUCGUCUUCUUCCUCCUCGUCCUUCCUCUGCUGGCUCUGGGAGCGUUUGUCUUCCUGCGCCGCAACGAGCUGCUGCGGCGCUUCGGACUGAGCCGCAGGAAGAGGUCGCAGGGAUACCAGGCAGACGAAGCGACUUUGACCAAACCGACCAAUCCUGGCAGAGCUCCGCCUCCCAGAACGCAGCCGCCCCCUGCUGGCCACGGCACGGCGAACUUCAUCGUCAGGGACGGGCAUCACGCUCAGCUGCUGCCGCCGCCGCAGCAGGUGGUGGAGACCAGUGAGACCAGUGAGAGAGCCCCGCCCUUCGCUGCAAGGCCACCGCCGCCUCCUCUAAAACCGAAACCUUCUGCUGCAUCUCAGCCUCUGGUGCCUCAAAGACCCGCCCCCGCUCCACCUGUUUAGCCAAUCAGGAGCUUCCUCUCGACUCCGCCCUCCUCUUCUUCCUCCCGACCUUCAGUCUGCUCUCUCUGGUUCCUUAGCAACACCCAGGGAGGGAUCAAUGAGGCCGACCUUGAGGUGCAGCCGGACAUGGACUAGGUCGACAAGUCGGACUUGGACUGGGCCGACGGGUCGCAGCAGGACUGAACUGAAGCAGCUCUUUCUUUUGUUCACCUUAACUUGGUCAGGUGACCUCUGCUGUAGCCAAACCAGCCAAUCAGAUUGCAGAGCAUAAAAUAGCAGCUAAACAAACACAGAUCAUGUUCAUAAAGCUGUUACUGGAGCAGAAACAACGCUGAGUUCACUCACUGCCACACGGAGCACUACAUGCAGAUUCUACUGGGGCUUUUACCUGGGUUCCCAGUGUUUCCAGUUACAUGAUGAUAAACCUUAGCAGGAAACACUGGCCCAGCUCUGCUGCAAUUUUAUGAUGCAAUAAAAUUAUAUCAUAUUCCUAAGUUUUACAAAGCAAAUAAUCCAUACCCAUAAAAUGCUAAUGUGUCAUUCCCAUCAGCUGCUGAGCUGUUAGCCUGUAAGCUAACAAUUCAUAAACUGAUUGCUAAUAUAGCAACUUAUAGCCUUGAUAUUUAUAUAGUUAAAUAUGGACAGAAAAUAUGUUUUUAACUUACUAAUCAUUCUCUGAAAUUAUUAAAAUAUCCUGGGUGUUAGCAGGUGAUGCUAACAUUAGCAUGCUACAUUAACAUUCUCCAGACUGAGCAGCGGUGUUUUUAAUCAAACCAUUCAAAACAUUUUAUAUAAUGUUAUUACUAAUAAGUAUUAUUAAAAACAUACUAACUCAGAAAUACUUACAAUCCUGUCAGAAAACCACCGAAUCUGUCUAGUUAGUGUUAGCAUGCUAAGAUUAGCAUCUUCUGUUACAGCAGCAGUAAAUUAGACAAGAUGAAAAAGUUUCAGUGCUUCCAUUAGCGUAUGUUUUUAACAAUAA